GCUCAGUGGCGGUCCGGUGAAGGUUUCUGUUGCGGGGCCCGCGGGGCCGACUAGCGCAACCGGAACUAGCCGUCGCGGGGCCGGCCUCCCUCCUCUCCCGCGGCCUUGUCGUCGUCCCCGGGUCUCCCUCGUCCUUCUCUCCCGCUUCACCCCCUCCCCCGAAGCUCCGAAAUAGCCGUCAUGACCGCGACGGCAUGGCCGCGGCUGUUGCUGUUGUCGCUCGUGCUGCUGGGGGCGGCCCCGGGCCCGCGUCGGGGCACCGCUUUCUACCUGCCCGGCCUGGCCCCAGUCAACUUCUGUGAGAACGAUAAAAAGAGCGACGAGUGCAAGGCUGAAAUAGAACUGUUUGUGAACAGACUCGACUCAGUGGAAUCUGUUCUCCCCUAUGAAUACACAGCGUUUGACUUUUGCCAAGCAUCUGAAGGAAAACGCCCAUCUGAAAAUCUUGGUCAAGUGUUGUUCGGGGAAAGAAUUGAACCUUCACCAUACAAGUUUACAUUUAAUAAGGAGGAGACCUGUAAACUUGUUUGUACGAAAACAUACCACACAGAGAAAGCUGAAGAUAAACAAAAAUUAGAUUUCUUGAAAAAAAGCAUGUUACUGAAUUACCAGCAUCACUGGAUUGUGGACAAUAUGCCUGUAACAUGGUGUUACGAUGUGGAAGAUGGUCAGAGAUUCUGUAAUCCUGGAUUUCCUAUUGGCUGUUACAUUACAGAUAAAGGCCAUGCAAAAGAUGCAUGUGUUAUUAAUUCAGAAUUUCAUGAAAGAGAUACAUUUUACAUCUUCAACCAUGUUGACAUCAAAAUAUACUAUCAUGUUGUUGAAACUGGAUCCAUGGGAGCAAGAUUAGUGGCUGCUAAACUUGAACCAAAAAGCUUCAAACAUACACAUAUAGAUAAGCCAGACUGCUCUGGACCCCCCAUGGAUAUAAGUAACAAAGCUUCUGGGGAGAUCAAAAUUGCCUAUACUUACUCUAUUAGUUUCCAGGAAGAUAAAAAUAUCAGAUGGGCAUCUAGAUGGGACUAUAUUCUGGAGUCCAUGCCUCAUACCCACAUUCAGUGGUUUAGCAUCAUGAACUCCCUAGUCAUUGUCCUCUUCUUAUCUGGAAUGGUAGCUAUGAUCAUGUUACGGACACUUCACAAAGAUAUUGCCAGAUAUAAUCAAAUGGAUUCUACGGAGGAUGCCCAGGAGGAAUUUGGCUGGAAGCUGGUUCAUGGCGAUAUAUUCCGUCCCCCAAGAAAAGGCAUGCUGCUGUCGGUCUUCUUAGGGUCGGGGACACAGAUUUUAAUUAUGACUUUUGUGACUCUAUUUUUUGCUUGCCUGGGAUUUUUGUCUCCUGCCAACCGAGGAGCACUGAUGACGUGUGCUGUAGUGUUGUGGGUGCUGCUGGGAACUCCUGCAGGCUACGUUGCUGCCAGAUUCUACAAAUCCUUUGGAGGUGAAAAAUGGAAAACAAACGUCUUAUUGACAUCAUUUCUUUGUCCUGGGAUUGUAUUUGCCGACUUCUUCAUCAUGAAUCUGAUUCUCUGGGGAGAAGGGUCAUCAGCAGCCAUCCCCUUUGGAACGCUGGUCGCGAUCUUGGCUCUCUGGUUCUGCAUAUCGGUGCCACUGACAUUCAUUGGGGCAUACUUUGGCUUCAAGAAGAAUGCCAUCGAGCACCCAGUCCGCACCAAUCAGAUCCCGCGGCAGAUUCCUGAGCAGUCGUUCUACACAAAGCCCUUGCCUGGCAUCGUCAUGGGAGGCAUUCUGCCCUUUGGCUGCAUCUUCAUACAGCUCUUCUUCAUCCUGAAUAGUAUUUGGUCACACCAGAUGUAUUACAUGUUUGGCUUCCUCUUUCUGGUGUUUAUCAUUUUGGUUAUUACAUGUUCUGAAGCAACUAUACUUCUUUGUUAUUUCCACCUAUGUGCAGAGGAUUAUCACUGGCAGUGGCGCUCCUUCCUCACCAGUGGGUUUACUGCAGUUUAUUUCUUAAUAUAUGCAAUACACUACUUUUUUUCAAAACUACAGAUCACAGGGACAGCAAGUACGAUUCUGUACUUCGGUUAUACCAUGAUAAUGGUUUUAAUCUUCUUCCUUUUUACAGGAACAAUUGGCUUCUUUGCAUGCUUUUGGUUUGUUACCAAAAUAUACAGUGUGGUGAAGGUUGACUGAAGGAGCCCAGAGUGUCCAGGUACAAAGAAAUAAAUUCAGUUCUUCAUCAACAAAGACCUGUUUUGUGACUACCUUGAGUUUUAUCAGACUUCUUGGCCUAGUAAUCCUUCAUAAACAACAUAAUUCCAAAUACACCUCUUCCUAUACACCUGUCUCCACAAAAUGUGUUUUCGACACUAAAGCAUUUGUAUUGUGAUUUGAUUAAGUAUAUAUUCCAUUGUGCUCGGUGAAGAGAAAAUUUAAAUAUUAUGUGCAUUUGUAAAUACAAUAGCUAUAAAAUUUUCAGUACUCUGGCAGAAUAAAGGAGGCCAUAUUACAUAAUCCUGACGAAAUGCAGGACUCUUCAUUGUAAAUAGGAUUUUCUAGGCUCGGUAGGUGGAAAGAAUUAUUUUUCUUUGAAGGAAAUAACUUUUUAUCAUGGUAAUUUUGAAGGAUGAUUCCUCUGAUGUGCUCUUAGGGGGAUGUGGCUUUUCAGAAUCUUGUAUCGGCUGUAACUGUUCAUAUCUUCGUACUUUCUGUGUUGACUUCAUUAUUCCCAUGGUAUUGGCCUUCUGAACUAUGUGCCUCUGAGUCUUUCAAUUUAUAAAUUUGUUAUCUUAAUAAAUAUUGUAAAAACA
This is a messenger RNA of Ochotona princeps (American pika), 2768 nucleotides long. RefSeq names its product transmembrane 9 superfamily member 2 (gene TM9SF2). Lineage: Eukaryota; Metazoa; Chordata; Mammalia; Lagomorpha; Ochotonidae. Gene Ontology annotation, biological process: protein localization to membrane. The transcript is spliced from 17 exons. Gene Ontology annotation, cellular component: membrane. Bases 181 to 2151 code for a protein of 656 amino acids. The record is from RefSeq and is a predicted model, not a curated record.